This is a messenger RNA of Emericellopsis cladophorae, 2976 nucleotides long. RefSeq lists its product as uncharacterized. The record is from RefSeq and is a predicted model, not a curated record. Bases 1 to 2976 code for a protein of 991 amino acids. Gene Ontology annotation, biological process: regulation of DNA-templated transcription. Gene Ontology annotation, molecular function: DNA-binding transcription factor activity, RNA polymerase II-specific; transcription cis-regulatory region binding. The transcript is spliced from 7 exons. Gene Ontology annotation, cellular component: nucleus. Lineage: Eukaryota; Fungi; Ascomycota; Sordariomycetes; Hypocreales; Bionectriaceae.
AUGGCUCCCAUCGCAGCGCUGCCUGAGCAAUGGACCGAGCUCAUGACAGCUCGUGAACAGCGCGCCCACCUCGUCGCGGAUGUCACCGCCAUCAAAACCGAAUGUGGCGCAAACCACGAGGCGCGCCACGUCAGCGAAUGCUCGCUAUGCUUUCCCAAGGUACUCGACCGCCUGUAUGCGCGAUACAAGGACAGCACAGGCGGUCGCGAGUGGUUCUCGGAGCGCAGCAUGGUCAUCCCCGGGCUCGAUACGGUCAUCAGCGAAGCCAAGGCGGGCAAGGCCAAGCUCAGCGACAUUGACGUGAACAUUGCGUCGGAGAAGGAGGCGUGGUAUCGUUGGGUUCUGCGCAGGCAUCCCGAGUUCUUGGCCGUCGCACGCACCGGUAAGGAUAAGCAGGUCAGGGAUCUUCUGAAUGACCCAGACACCACGCGCGACGAGCUGGUGAGGGCCGUGGGCGAGGCGGUGGGCAUGCCGGAGCACUGGUCGGACGAGAUUGACGGGUUUGUGGAGAAGUACCAGGGCCGCAGGGGAGACGAGAAGGCGCUGAAGGAGCUCUACAUCCAGCAGUUCUUCAAGGACCAGGCCACGGGUGAGACCCUCCCGCAUGCCCGGGAGUACUUGGACAUGUACGAGGGCGAACUCAGCGUCAAGUUGGAGGAUGUCAUUGGCAAGAUUAUCGCCGCCAACAAGGACGACAGGAGCACGCAGACGAAGCGAGAAGAGCACAAGAAGCGACUUGACGAGCUGCGGAGGGCCAAGACGACGUUUGAGCGGGACAGAGCCAAGGCUAAGAACCAAACCCAGGGGGCUCAAAAGUCGAGCGUCGAGGAGAAGCUGGACCACCUGCCACCGUGUCGGGCGUGCGGUCAGCAAGUCGACCCUGACGUGUACUGGCCAUGUGCGCUUUGCAUGACAAUGGUGCAACUGGGGGGUGCAGGCGAUUUGACGGUGUACUGCUCGCAAGCGUGCGACGACAAAGGACGACUCGACCACGAGACCGAAGCGCACCUCUGCCACGCCGGGGAGAGCUGCGUCUUCUUCACCGAUCCGGAAACAAGCGAGCAGGGCGGCCCCGAGAGUGCCAAGAUGUGUAACGAAUGUCUGGAUAAGAAAGAGGCUACUGUCUACUGCACGCUCACCUGCGCGGCGCGCCACCUGCCACGGCACCGCAGGAGCGUGCACGGCGCGGAGAUGGAGGUGGACAGGAUACAGGAUCUGGUCUCGCCGUUGCACAAGGUCGUCGAGAUGACUUUGACGGGGGUGAAGGUGGGCGCGGAUAUCACGUUUACAUGCCUCGAGUCGAAGCGAGAGUGUGUUGCGAGGACCGGACCGCGGACGCGCCGUCCCAAGCGCAGUAAGAGUUCACCAGAAGCCGGCCCAGCCCAAGAAUCGGGGCCAAGCUCGACGCAAGCGCAGACAUUCACCAUUGACUUUGCCGUCUCCGCGCCAGAAGAGCAAGAUGACUCCUUCUCGUCCCUCGCACAGACCCACGAGCAAGCUCUCUCGGCCCUCUUCACAGAGCACGAGGAAGAGCAAAACUUCAUGCUACCUCUCUCGCCGCCCUCUUCAUCCGCUACGCCAGCUCCUCACUCUGUGGAGUCUCUGACAGGUCAGCCACAGUUCAAUCUCGCCUCGGCUUCCUCGCUUCUGGACAUCUUCAGGACACACAUGCUGCCCAACUUCCCGUGUGUCACCCUGGCAGAAACAGACACCGUCGCGGAGAUGGCUACGCGGCAGCCAUUUGUCUUGCUUGCCAUUCUGGCCUCGGUCUCAGCCUCGGGCAACAUGCUCCAGGGUCAUGGCCUCUACGAUUCAGAGUUCCGGAAAGUCCUUGCCCUCAAGUUCGUCGCAGGCGGCGAGCGAACACUCGAAAUUCUUCAGGGCAUUUUGAUCUACUGUGCUUGGUACCCCUUCCACCUACGACCGAAGAACAAGCAGGUGUAUCACUAUCUGCGCAUGGCGUCCGAUCUACUGCAUGAUCUGGAACUAGACAGUGAGCCGGUUUUCUACCAACCAGAAGACUUUUGCCUCCAAGCCGGUAUCAGGGCGUACUUGAGCUACACUUAUCUUGCUGCCUCGCUCCUCAUCGGUUGGCAGCGAUACAAGGGGAUCUACGCGUCGUUCGAUACUUGGACAGAGAAGGCAUGUGCUCUGCUCGAGACAAACAACCAUGCUCCGGGGAAUUGUUCCCUCGUUGCUCUCGUCAGACUGUCGUCCAUCAUCGUACCAAGGAUCGACGUGGACAGCAACAAGUCUGCGUACACCGAAGCAGACAAACACCUCAUGCUGCUAGGACUCGAAGCAAAACUCGAUAAUCUUCCCAUCGCACACGAAACAACCACAAAGAAUCCCGUCUUCCUCACGCACCUCUUUGCCAAAAUCUACCUCAUCGCUGCCCCUUUUCUCACUUUUCCCCCUAGCCCAAAACCUUCCUCGCCCCCAAACCUGAGCGACAUCAUAACGCCUCUCGCCACGGUCCUCGCGACCCUCGCCAGUCUCCCCGAUGAAUCCUUCCGGGCUUUCACCGCACCAGACUGGUCCCGUCUUAUCGUGUGCGUGAUUGUCGCCUCCAAGCUCUCCUUCCCCUUGGCAAACGACCCAUCCUGGGAUGACGCAUCCGCCAGGCACGCUCUACGGCUAGGCUCGUUCCUGGACAGCUUUUGCCGGGACGACGAGGUUGGCGACAAAGCCAGCACCAAGAACGACGUGCUGUCCGCGAGCCGGGUCGUCAUGCGCAUGGUGCGCGACAAGUUCAACCGCAGACUACACGCAGCCGCCGACGCAAGAGGGACAGCAUCACUCGGUGGUUGCCCCAUGCUUGACGGUAGCCUUGACAACUACAUGCCCAUGUGGGAUCCGCCGCCGCUGCCGCUGGCCCUUCAGACGACCCCCCAACAACAAAGCGGCCCCGUGUUCCACGACCUCUGGGCGACCAUGACAAUGUCAUGGUCCAACGGCCGAGGCGCUUGCCCCUGA